GCAGUGAAGAUGUAUUCAAUUGCUGAACUCAAAAUAAGGGAAAUUCGUAACUGCCCAAAUGAGACAUAAAAAGCACCAAAUUAAGCUCACUUUUAACACUACUUAAUUACUCAUAAUAAUGGAACAACACCCAACUACUACUCACUCCUCCUCCAUGUCCAUUGCUUCUAGACUCGAUCACUUAGAUUUCAUUAUGAAAUCUUUGGAAGGAAAGCAAAAUCUAUUAAAAUGGAACAGUUCUACUCAGAGGCAAUCCGUGCCGGUGGAUGUGGCGGUUCGAGAGGCUUACUUCAAAGGAUCGCUCAUCGACAGAGUUGCUUUUCUUGAACGAAGGCUUUUUCAGCUUUGUAUGGAGAUGGAAUCAAGCAGCACAUCAGGCGCAUCAUCAUCGCAAACUUCAGGAUAUGCAUCUUCUAGCCAAGCCUCCAAAACCGAACCAUCUUCCAGCUUUGCAAAUCAACUCCAUACACAAGACUUGCUUCUCCAUUCUAAUUAUACACCUGAAAUUAAGGAGACAAUUUGCAAUAAAAAACAAGAGGAAAAGAAUACAAAACUUCAGAAGAAAAAAGCUGGAAAGAAUAAACAAAGUGAAGAGGGAUUGACUAAUAAAAGUGGACUGAAGAAGAUUUCAACCAAAUGGCCUCACUUUAAAAUACUAGGCUGUUAAUCGUCCAUUUCUUAUUUGUUUAACUUUUUUAUAUAAAUAAUUUAGUUUUUCUUCCCCUAAUGUUAAAGUUAAUUUUUUUAAGUUGUCAUUCAGUCACAAAUGAGAUAAUUUAUUUUA
Messenger RNA from Mercurialis annua (annual mercury), 784 nucleotides. RefSeq lists its product as uncharacterized. The transcript is spliced from 4 exons. Lineage: Eukaryota; Viridiplantae; Streptophyta; Magnoliopsida; Malpighiales; Euphorbiaceae. Bases 119 to 667 code for a protein of 182 amino acids. The record is from RefSeq and is a predicted model, not a curated record.